GCGGCGCUGAGCGGCCUGGCUUCGGCGCUGGAGUCGUACAGGGGUCGGGACCGCCUGGAAAAAGCAAUUUCUGGAAAGCAGAUGAAAUAAAGAUAGAAGGGUGGUGAAGCUGACAGUUCCCCAUGCCCCAAACCACCCAUUGAGUGGCUUCCUUCUCACUGAGGUAAGUCAAGCAGAUUACCCUCGGCUCACUGGGCCGAGGCCCGAUAACUUCUCCAGUCCUCAACCCAGCUACAGACAUUGGUCCAGCUGGGUAGAUGCAAAUAUACAUGUCUGCCUCGUCCUCCUGUCUGCUGGGAAAAGGGGGACCCCUGAGGUGUGACAUGGUUGCAUUUUCUUGUCUCGGUCACAUCUGUCUCCAAAGGGUGUGCCCCUCAGUGGCACGAGCCAGCAUCCCCUUAGAGUCUCCCCAGUGACUUUUGGACAAUGAGGUCACGUUUCUCCAUUUGUCCCACCUGCAAGUAUCUCUUUAAACUUUCAGCUUUUAUUGGAAGUUUGUUGAUCUAGUCUGCACAAGCCCCCUCGCCCCCCAACUUGAUCCCAGGGGACCCACGGCCACGUGGGGGUCGAUCCAGCUCGGCCCAAGAGCAGGGCCCUGCUGACUGCUCUGGUUUCCCACAGAUCCGAACGCUGGGGUACUGUUGCCAACUGGUUGGCGGGGUCCUGGUGGAACGCUGUCCGGCCAGAUCAGAAGUGGGGACACGCCUGCUGACCCUGUCCUCCCAACUCAGCCACUGUAGGACUGUCCUGCGACUCUUUGAUGAUGUGGCCAUGUUUAUCUACACGAAGCAGUAUGGCCUGGGGGCAGAGGAGGAAGACAGCUUUGUCCGCUGCGUGUCGGUCCUCGGCAACCUGGCCGACCAGCUCUACUACCCCUGUGAGCACAUCGCCUGGGCUGCUGAUGCCCAGAUCCUCCACGUGGACCCUGCCCGGUGGUGGACACUGAGCACAGCCUUCUGGGGCCUCUCCCUGCUCCUGGGCAUUGCCAGGUCCUUGAGGAUGGUCCUGACGCUGAGACGGAAGCUGAGGGGCCCCGCAGUGGCCUUCACCAGCCGGCUGCCCCGGAGCAAGAGGAGGGCCAUGGAGGCCCAGGUCCGGUCGGAGGUGCUGACCCUCCUGAGCAACGUGGCCGAUCUGGCCAACGCCGUGCACUGGCUGCCUCCGGGUGUCCUGUGGGCUGGCCGCUUCCCCCCGUGGCUCGUGGGCCUCCUCGGGACCAUCUCCUCCCUCCUCAGCGUGUACCAGGCUGGCCGGGCCGAGGCCACCACCCCCUGACGUGGCCUGGGAGGUGUGGGUGCAGCCGGAACCCCACCGGAGGGCCCCUUCCCACAAAGCAGAAAUCAGUCGGGCGAGGGCUGGGUCUGUAAUUGAGCAACUCAAUGCCAGGUGUAGGGACGCGUAACCCAGAGAACGC
Molecule: messenger RNA, 1414 nt
Organism: Callorhinus ursinus (northern fur seal)
Lineage: Eukaryota; Metazoa; Chordata; Mammalia; Carnivora; Otariidae
Source: RefSeq, a predicted model, not a curated record